AUACCAGCCCUGACACACCGGCACACUCACUUCUCCUCUGCGAGCCGCCUCUAUCUCUCCAUCCCUCCGUGCUCUCUGUGCCGGUGCGUUUCGCCCGUCGUCUCCUUCUAAACCCGCCAAGAUGUCCGACAAGCCCAACAUGGCAGAAAUCGCUAGUUUUGACAAGACAAAGCUGAAGAAGACGGAGACGAAAGAGAAAAACCCGCUGCCGACCAAAGAAACCAUCGAGCAGGAGAGGAAAGGCGACGCUACACCUUGACUCGCGAGAGCAGAAGAAGAAGACGAAAGAUGCCACCACGAAAAGCACUUUGUUUUGAUCAUAACAGUAUUUGAAUAUGUCGUUUGUCUAUGUACAUGGGUGCUCUGAGCUCCCUGGGGUGCUGUAAGGGGAUAUGGCACCCUAUCUGGGGGUUCUCUUACUAGAAGGGAGAGGAGAGGUACGCCUGGGUGUGUGCUUUUUGUUGCAGUUUAGCCAAUGUUCUCCAGUAUUGCCAAACUAGGGAGUGGUGUAGAGUCGUAGCGCAGGGGAAAGGCAGACACCCACGCUUACAUCCAGACAAUUCGGAUAAAUCAAAGGGAUGUUUUUUCUUAAUCGACUUUUUACUUUUGUUUGUCAAAUAAAUAUGAAGAUGUGGA
Messenger RNA from Periophthalmus magnuspinnatus, 636 nucleotides. It is a transcript of the gene tmsb2, whose product is annotated as thymosin beta 2. The record is from RefSeq and is a predicted model, not a curated record. Gene Ontology annotation, cellular component: cytoplasm. Lineage: Eukaryota; Metazoa; Chordata; Actinopteri; Gobiiformes; Gobiidae. Gene Ontology annotation, molecular function: actin monomer binding. Gene Ontology annotation, biological process: actin filament organization; regulation of cell migration. The transcript has 3 exons. The coding region runs from base 122 to 259 and encodes 45 amino acids.